GAUGAGGAAAUAAUCCCUCUCCCGCACAGGAGGAGGGCAGUCUGGAGGUCAGCUGCGCCUGCGCGGGCGCUGUCCUCCCUCCGGAUGGGGAAUGCGCGCGCAGGUUUUCUGCCUCCCGGAAGUUUGCGCGGGACAACUAAGAAGGUGAGUCCUACUCCCGGGAAAGAGUUGGAGAAUUUGGCCUCAGACCUGUGGCUCCUCACCCCGCUCACCAAGUCCGGAGGUGAGGGGAAGGACACUGUUAAGAUGGAGUUGCCAGCCCAGUGAAUCUGAGGGCCAGACUGUGACCCCAUAAAGCAUGAUCUCCUUCUGUCCAGACUGUGGCAAAAAUAUUCAAGCAACAUUCAAAUUCUGCCCCUACUGUGGAAACAUUUUGCCUGAAGAGGGACAUGAAGGGUCCCAGACCUUUGUCAAACCUCUUACGUCAUCUUUCAGAGGCUCAAGGAGACAGAACAACACCAGUCCUGAAACCCCCUCCAAAAAAGUGAAAUGGUCCAGCUCUGUCACCUCCCCCUCAUCAUCCCUCUUCUCAGAUGGUGACAGUUCUGGGUCUGAAGAUACCGUGAGACCCACAGGGUCCUGGAGUAUAUCCUCAACCCCCCAAAGUAGCCCACAGACAACCAAGCGAAGCCCACAGAUGACCAGGCAAAGCCCUCAAACACUGAAGCGGAGCCAGGUGACUGCCUCGCUUGAGGCUUUACCCACGAGGACGGUAGUGACGGACAAGAGUGGGAGGCAAUGGAUCCUGGCAUCCUUCCAGACCAGGGACAACCAGGGCAUUCUUUAUGAAGCUGAGUCUAUCUCCACCGUCGCCUGCAAGUCAAGUCAGAAACAGAGAUUCUCGCUUAAACUCGAUGCCAAGGAUGGGCGCCUGUUCAAUGAGCAGAACUUCUUCCAGCGGGCCGCCAAGCCUUUGCAAGUGAACAAGUGGAAGAAGCUGAACUCAGUCCCCCUCCUGGCCAUCCCCACCUGUGUUGGUUUUGGCAUUCACCAGGACAAAUACAGGUUCCUGGUGUUUCCCAUCCUGGGGAGGAGCCUUCAGUCGGCCCUGGAUGACAGCCCAAAGCAUGUUAUGUCAGUGAGGUGUGUGUUCCAGAUGGCCUGCCGGCUGCUGGAUGCCCUGGAGUUCCUCCAUGAGAAUGAAUAUGUCCAUGGAAAUGUGACAGCUGAGAACAUCUUUGUGAAUCCAGAGGAUCUGAGCCAGGUGAUGCUGGCCGGCUAUGGCUUCACCUUCCGCUAUGCCCCCAGAGGCAAACAUGUGGCAUAUGUGGAAGGCAGCAGGAGCCCACAUGAGGGGGAUCUCGAGUUCAUUAGCCUUGACCUGCACAAGGGAUGCGGGCCCUCCCGCCGCAGUGACCUCCAGACCCUGGGCUACUGUUUGCUGAAGUGGCUCUACGGGAUCCUGCCAUGGACAAACUGCCUUCCCAACAUCGAAGAUAUCAUGAAGCUGAAAGAGAAGUUUCUUGACAACCCGGAGACCCUCGUGGGACAGUGCAGUCGCUGGAUGUGUCCCUCAGGCCUCUCCCGUGACGGGGAUAUCUGGACCACAGAGACCCUGCAGGAGUACAUGAAGGUGGUGAUGACCCUCCAAUAUGAUGAGAAGCCACCCUACGUCAUGCUGAGGAACAAUCUGAAAGCCCUGCUGCAGGACCUGCGGGUGUCAGCCUACGACCCCGUGGACCUCCAGAUGGUACCCUAGAACUUUUGACUCGAGGUUUGAAAUAGAAAAAAAAAAAAAACAAUGCAAGAAAUGUGACUGAAGGCCUGCUGUAGUAUCACAGAUAUGCUUCUGGAAAGAUCCCUCGAAUGCACAUGCCUAUGCCUGCUGUUGCUUAAACCACACUAUGAAUCAAUCUUGAUUAGCCUCAGAGAACCCAGCAGUUAAGCUCCAGAUAAUGUGAAUUCCUCAGUUCGACUGUCCCAUCCUUUCAGCUGUCAUCUCCCACCAGCCACUGGGGUUGUAGACAGAGAAGACCCCCAACUCAUGGUAGGAGGUGAGCCAGUCCCCUCCAUGGGGACCCUUCCUGCUACUCUUGGCACUAUUAUGCUUUGGUAAUAAAUUGUUUCAUUGGAGCGUGGA
Canis lupus familiaris (dog) is the source of this 2080-nucleotide messenger RNA. It is a transcript of the gene VRK3, whose product is annotated as VRK serine/threonine kinase 3. Lineage: Eukaryota; Metazoa; Chordata; Mammalia; Carnivora; Canidae. Gene Ontology annotation, biological process: signal transduction; peptidyl-serine phosphorylation. Bases 299 to 1699 code for a protein of 466 amino acids. Gene Ontology annotation, cellular component: cytoplasm; nucleus. The transcript has 15 exons. Gene Ontology annotation, molecular function: ATP binding; protein serine/threonine kinase activity. The record is from RefSeq and is a predicted model, not a curated record.